CCCCAGAUACGCGCUUGGACUCUGGGAGGCGACGCGCGUUCGGUGGACAUGCGUGUGUUGUGUUACUUGCAUGCACGCUAGAGAGCGCGCACACACUCGUCAGGCGGCCACCCCGCCACCACCAUCGACGAGUGCAAGCACCGCGACGUGGACGUGGGUCGGACUCGUGGGGGCCACAAAUGUGUUGAAAUCCAGCGUGAAUCGUUUGGACUUUCCUCGUCGGCGUGCUGAAGAUUUUUCUUUUUUUUUUUUUUUUUACAUUUGGCCUCGUUUGUGUGUGUGUGUGUGUUUUUUUUCUUGCCGGGACGCUGUUUCCACGAGGAGGACGUGUUUAUGGAUCGGUGCGCGGCGGCCAGCAGCACCGGGACAUCAUCCGACGCUCCUCGGUCAUGACUCGCCGCUUGCGCGCCUGUCGUGAACUUUGAACCAUAAAGAAAGUCUUUUUUUUUUUUUUUUGGUUUUUUUUUUUGGACAGACCCCGAUCCCACGUUUGCUCGUUUUGUUGUCCUCACUCGUGCUUUUUUUUUUUUUUUUUUUUCAAAGUGUCCGCGGGAUAGCAUGGCAAUGGUAGUAAACCAGUGGCCAGAGAGCAUUUCCGCCGAGCCGGGCUCGCAGCUGCAGAUUUGCGGCCAGGAUCCGGGCGGAGGCGGCGGCGGCGGCGGCGGCGGUGGCGCGCCCGGGACGCCCGCCGGCUCCACGCCGGGCAACGACGCGCUGUCCGGGGACAAGCUGCCCAACGUGGACUGCAUGGUGUGCGGGGACAAGUCGAGCGGCAAGCACUACGGCCAGUUCACGUGCGAGGGCUGCAAGAGCUUCUUCAAGCGCUCCGUGCGCCGGAACCUGUCCUACAGCUGCCGCGGCAACCGCGACUGCCCCAUCGACCAGCACCACCGCAACCAGUGCCAGUACUGCCGCCUGAAAAAGUGCCUCAAAGUCGGCAUGAGGAGAGAAGCCGUCCAGCGAGGACGCACGUCCAACUCUCAAAGCAGCCCAGGCCAGUACCUGAGCAACGGCGCCGACCCGUACAACAGCCAGCCCUACCUGUCGGGCUUCAUCUCGCUGCUGCUGCGCGCCGAGCCGUACCCGACGUCGCGUUACGGCGCCCAGUGCAUGCAGGGCAACAACCUGAUGGGCAUCGAGAACAUCUGCGAGCUGGCCGCCCGUCUGCUCUUCAGCGCCGUGGAGUGGGCCAAGAACAUCCCCUUCUUCCCUGACCUGCAGCUCAUGGAUCAGGUGGCGCUGCUGCGCAUGUCGUGGAGCGAGCUGUUCGUCCUGAACGCGGCGCAGUGCUCCAUGCCGCUGCACGUGGCGCCCCUGCUGGCGGCGGCCGGCCUGCACGCCUCGCCCAUGUCGGCCGAGCGCGUGGUGGCCUUCAUGGACCACAUCCGCGUCUUCCAGGAGCAGGUGGAGAAGCUCAAGGCGCUCCAAGUGGACACGGCUGAGUACUCCUGCCUCAAGUCCAUCGUGCUCUUCACGUCCGACGCGAUGGGCCUGUCAGACGCGGGCCACGUGGAGAGCAUCCAGGAGAAGUCGCAGUGCGCCCUGGAGGAGUACGUGCGCAACCAGUACCCGAGCCAGCCCAACCGCUUCGGGCGUCUGCUGCUGCGGCUGCCGUCGCUGCGCAUCGUGUCGUCGCCCGUCAUCGAGCAGCUCUUCUUCGUGCGCCUGGUGGGCAAGACGCCCAUCGAGACGCUGCUGCGCGACAUGCUGCUGUCGGGCUCCGGCUAUAACUGGCCCUACGUGCCCGCCGCUGUCCAGCGCGAGCGACCCGUCUCGCUGCACUACAACGACGGUGGUCCCUGAGGAGCCCCCCCCAGAGACCAGGGCAAGCCAAAAAGACUGGACGCAGCCGGAGGCCCGCCCCAACCGCAAGCCAUUAUACGAAAAAGGACAAACGCCAAAAACAUUUUCUUUUUUGUUGGUUUUUUUUUUUCUUGUUGUUUUUGUGGGACCUUUUUGCAGAAGUUUUAUCGUGUGUUUAUACCGAGAGAAAAGUCCCGAUGUGCGGUCCACAUGCACGGUGUAGCGUCCAUAGCAUCGCGGGUGUACGCUGGGUUUGAGGGAGGUUGCGGGGGCGGCGGGGUAACGCUCAGGUUCAAAAGCGGGGGUGACUUGACGGCCAAGAAUCAAAAACGGAGACAAAACGAAAAUGAAUCUUAUCAUGCCAAAGUGAACGUUUUUUUUGGGAGGUUUCAGUUUCGGGAAGCACGGUGAACUAGUGGGGAACACCCGCAUUCCAAAAGCAUGCGUGGGGGUUUCAUUGAAGAAUCCAAAUUGUCCAUCGGAGUAGAUUUAAGGUGUGGCGCAGGUGGUAUAUUGUGAUUUUGGUGGACUUUAUGUCUGCACGACUGAUUCUGAGUUGGACGUAAACAUAA
Molecule: messenger RNA, 2375 nt
Organism: Hippocampus zosterae (dwarf seahorse)
Lineage: Eukaryota; Metazoa; Chordata; Actinopteri; Syngnathiformes; Syngnathidae
Gene: nr2f5
Product: nuclear receptor subfamily 2, group F, member 5
Exons: 4
Coding region: 559-1803 (414 amino acids)
Biological process (GO): anatomical structure development; regulation of transcription by RNA polymerase II; cell differentiation
Molecular function (GO): RNA polymerase II cis-regulatory region sequence-specific DNA binding; zinc ion binding; nuclear receptor activity
Source: RefSeq, a predicted model, not a curated record